Molecule: messenger RNA, 2485 nt
Organism: Cydia strobilella
Lineage: Eukaryota; Metazoa; Arthropoda; Insecta; Lepidoptera; Tortricidae
Gene: Taf5
Product: transcription initiation factor TFIID subunit 5
Exons: 12
Coding region: 147-2102 (651 amino acids)
Biological process (GO): transcription initiation at RNA polymerase II promoter
Cellular component (GO): transcription factor TFIID complex
Molecular function (GO): RNA polymerase II general transcription initiation factor activity; protein binding
Source: RefSeq, a predicted model, not a curated record
AUUAAAAAAAAAAACCAGGCCAUAAAAAUAAAUAAAAAAACUGUGCAUGGUCUGACACUUUGUGUGUCCUACUUGCAUUAUUCCUAUUGUAAAUUGUAAUUAAAUGGUGAAAUUUAGUAUAUUAAUUGUGAAUUAAGGUGCGAAGAAUGGGAGAGAAGUCGACGCCACUUCUGGCGGUAUUGCAACUGCUGAGAAAAUAUAACCUUAAGGGUACUGAAGAAAUACUUAGGAAAGAAGCAAGUUUGGGAGAUGCCGUAAUAGAAAACUUGGAUUUACCUGAAGUAGAGCUUGCUAACAUUUUGACUUCACAUCAUACAGAGAGUGAUCCAUACAGUUAUGAAUUCGCUUACGACAGCUUGAAAAAGUUUGUCGAAACUUCUUUAGAUGUUUACAAGCAUGAGCUCUCAACACUUCUGUACCCAGUGUUUGUGCACAUGUACAUGGUGCUCAUAUUGUAUGACCACAAUGAACAUGCCAUCAACUUCAUGGAGAAAUUUGGUCCAGAACAGGAAGAGUACUAUCAAGAAGAUUUGAAAAAAAUAUCAAUUGUUAAAAGCAAGGAACAAAUAAAGGGCAAUGAACUGGCAGAGAUCUAUAGCACCAACAAAUUUGUAGUGCAAAUGUCAAGAGAUGCAUCAUCUCAACUGAAGCGCUAUCUGCAUGAACAAAAGAGUUCUACAGUCAUCAUAAACAUUAUCAAUAACCACAUCCACAUUGACAUCCACGAUGGCCCAGGCCGGACUCUGGCUCAGAUCCGGACUAGCAUUGGGAGCAUACUUGGAGAAGCACCGAGAAGUGAGAAUCGCACAAAAGUGUACUAUGGACUAUUGAAGGAGCCAGAUAUACAACUGUUUCCCGUACCCACUGAAGAUGAAGAGGAAACUGAGGAAACUCCAGAUAAGCCAAAGAAGAAAAAAGCUAAAAAAGACAACAUUUUCAUGAAGAAACCGAAAUCUGAUCCUAAUGCACCUCCAAAUGACAGAAUCCCUCUGCCAGAGUUAAAAGAAAUGGAUAAAAUUGAAAAAGGAAAGGCUCUUAGAGAGGCAGCGAAACGUGUGCAAUUGGGACCAGAGAGUCUUCCCUCCAUCUGCUUCUAUACUCUGCUGAACAGCGGUCACACCGCUAUCUGUGCAGAUAUCUGUGAUGACUCUACUCUGUUGGCUGUCGGCUUUAACAACUCUACUAUCAAAGUAUGGACUUUGACACCUGUAAGAUUACGUGGAAUGAAAUCUGCUGAAAAACUGCAAGACAUUGAUAGAGAAGCAGGAGAUGUUCUUGUACGAAUGAUGGAGGAAAGAGAUAGAGAUGCUUGUCGUACGCUAUUCGGGCAUUCAGGACCAGUCUACAAAGUUUCAUUUGACCCAUUUAAGAAUUUGCUGUUAUCCUGCUCAGAAGAUGCAACAGUGAGACUAUGGUCCUUACAAUGUUGGACAUGCCUAGUGGCAUAUAGAGGCCACGUGUGGCCGGUGUGGGACGUGAGAUGGUCCCCGCACGGGCACUACUUCGCGUCGUGCGGCCACGACCGCACGGCUCGGCUCUGGGCCACGGACCAUCAUCAACCGCUGAGGAUCUUCUCUGGACAUCUCACAGACGUUGAUUGCGUGCAAUUCCAUCCAAACUCAAAUUACAUAGCUACAGGCUCCAGCGACCGAACAGUUCGCGUGUGGGACUGUUUGACGGGAACUCAAGUCAGAAUCAUGACGGGCCAUAAGUGCGCAGUAUUCACGCUGCAGUUCUCCACCUGCGGGCGCUGGCUGGCGUCGGGCGGCGGUGGCGGCGAGCUGGUGGUGUGGGACGUGUCGACGGGCGCGCCCGCCGCCGCGCUGCCGCCCGUGCACUCCGCGCCCGUGCACGCGCUCGCUUUUAGUCGCGACGGAACUAUUUUAGCCUCAGGGUCUUUGGACUGCACAAUCAAACUUUGGGAUGUUGCCGCUAUAACUGACGAAGUGACUGUAGAAGAUGCACCUAAUAACCCAGUGGAGAAAAAGGAAGAUAAAUUUUUGUUGCGUUCAUUUGCUACAAAAAAUUCACCAAUAACAAGUUUGCAUUUUACAAGACGUAAUCUUUUGCUGGCUGUAGGCACGUAUGAAGGAAGUACAUAGCAAUAACAUCUGUUAAAAUUAAAUCUUUUUAAUUAUAUAUUAUAAUAAAAGCACACUUUUUUACAAUAAAAAACCUUUUUUAUGUAGAGUAAAAUCAUAAAACUUGAAGUAGGUAGGACCGUUCUGAUGUUAUAAACUGUAUCAUUAAGUUUAAGAUAGACUCAUUACUUCUAGCAACUUGGGCUUUCAUGGCCUGUUUAAAAUCUUCCUUUACUCCCUUGUCUGCACCCCUGGUGCCGAUCCUUCUCUGUCCUAGAUGCUGUUGGGAAUUUGGUAAAAUAUCCAAUGCCACACUGUUAUUCUGAUCAUUCCACAUAAAACUCAGCUCCUCCAGUAUGUCUAUAUGUAUAAUAUAUGCUGAGAAUAAAUGAUAGUGAAAUACA